UGGAAACACUGUUAUCUGAGCACUCCUUGAGUUUUCUCCUGCAAAUCCCCUCUGAGGGAACCACUUUGUGCUUUUUUCACAUCUGUUUACCCACAAUCAAACCUUUGCAGCUUUCAGAGCUGACUUUUGCAAUGAAAUAUUGCUGUUUAUCAGGACACGUUCCUGUUGCUGCUGAUAACUUAACACAAGACCCAAGAGGACCAAAAGCUGCUGUCCCUGUUGGUUUGGGUGCAGGGAACCAGGUCGUGCUCCUGCAACAGUGGGCACAGGGAGGAGAAACCAGAGCAAAAGAAGCUUGUGUGGAGCCACGAACAGAAAACCCGAGCAGAAGAGAUGCUGUGAACUGUCACAGGCUACUUUCCAUCCUGUGUGUUUUUGCAAAAGGGCCCCCAAAGCACAAAUUCUGCUCCAAGCCCUGGUGCCUUUUCCUCCCUUUUGGCAGCAGCUCCUGAGCCCUGAACAGGCUCCUGUCCCCUGCAAACACUUCAGCUGCCUUUGACCUGUGAGCUCUCAAUGGCUUAUUUAUUUAAUAAAGUGUUUUUAAACUUGUCUUUCUCUUUCAUUCUGCUUAAUUUGUUGGGGUUGUUUUUUUCCUCCUUAAUCUUUGUCCCUCCUCUCUCUUUCCCUCCCUUAUCUUUUCCCCUCCCCUCCCCUCGGCCCUUUGUGCUGCCUCCUGUGCCAGAGGCGUGUUCAGCUCAGAACAAAGUCCUGCCAGACUGCCCUUGGCACCAUGACAACGCUGAGAGCCAGUGCCAACCCCACAGGGGCUGUUGUGGCUGGCUGGGCUGUGGCCCAGGAGGUCUCAGCUGCCUGCAGGUCCCCUCAGCCUCUCCUCUCCUUCCACCCCAGGCUGCCAAGUGCAUCCACCCCACAGAGCCCAGGAGAACGUCAGCCCCGGGCCAUGAGGUUUCUGUGCCACGAUGGGGAAGGGAAUCCAAAAGCCAAAUUCUUCAAUCCAGGAAGAAACACUGAACACCUGCAGUGAUCCAGAGAAACAGUGCAAAUGGGUUCUCAGUGUGAGACCCCCUUUCCCUGAGCCGGAAUUCUCCCACGUGUGCCCAGACACCUGGCCUGGUUUCCAAGGAAAAUGUUAUUAUUUUUCUGAGGCUGAGGGCAACUGGAGCAGGGGCCGGACAAGGUGUGAGGCCCUGGGAGCUUCCCUGGCCACCAUAAGCACGAGGGUUGAACUGGCCUUCCUUCUGCGCUAUAAAGGCGAAGCAAACCAUUGGAUCGGGCUGGGAAUGAGGGAUAACGGCUGGGAGUGGAUCAAUGGCACAGCCUUGAACGGCAGGUUUGAGGUGAGGGGUGGAGGACCCUGUGGGUACCUGAACUAUGGGUGGAUCAGCUCGUCCCUGUGCCACACGGAGAAGAACUGGAUCUGCAGCCGCCCCAAUGACUAUGUCCUGUGGAAGGGGAAAUUAAGAGACCCCAAAACAGGAGUUUCACCCUAGAUCUCCAACCAGAUGAGGGAGCUUCACACCAGCACUGCAACUGGAACUGCUGGGGGAACAUCCCAGUUGUCCGGUCAGGAAAUUUUCGCUGAAUAUCUCAAAAAUAUCUUGUAUUGGAAAGCACCUCACAAGGAUCAUCAAGUCCAACCCUCAGCCCUGCCCAGGCCCAUCCCCAGGAGUCACCCCCUGUGCCCCAGAGGAUCAUCCAAACCCUCCUGGAGCUCUGGCAGCUUUGGGGGCUGUGCCCACUACCCUGGGGAGCCUGGGCACUGCCCCCCAACCAGCCUCUGGGGGAAGAACCUUUUCCUGGGAUCCAACCUGACCCUACCCUGACACAGCUCCAGCCGUUCCCUGGGGUCGGCAUCCAGAGAGACCUUGAAAAGUCCUCCAGCAAAGCCUUGGACACUGUCUCCCAGGCCACACUCCUGGAAAAGCUGCAGCCCAUGGCCUGGACAGGGUUGCACAGGAAAGCAGGGAUGGAGCCGCUUGGCUUAUUGUUAUCUGUAGUAAUAUAAAAGCAUAAAAAUAACUCUUAAGUAUCAGGAACCAACAUUAUAUGACCCUGAGAGAAUCUCAAGGGGAGCUCAGCAACUUUAAUGCAGACAUGGUGAGAUGUAUCCAUGUGUGUGUGAAAUUGUUUGGGAGUAUUUUCUCCUGCUCUGUAAAUGCUUAAUUAAAAAGUAGAUAUAGAGAAAAGUCACUAACAGGAAUUUACUGCUGAUUUAACAGGGUGCAUAAACCAUGAAAAAAUUGUAAUAAAUUUUUUUUUUGUACCACACGAGGUCCGUGCCCGAGUGUGUCAGGUGGAGGCAUCAUCCAGCUUCCCAACUGCGGGCGAGGAGAGCUGGAAAGGGGCUUUUUGGCAAACCAACUUGUAGUCACCGACACAGAUAUCAAGAUCCAAGUGGUUGCCUUUCAGGGUCCCACACCCUUCAUCCACCUCCGGCAGGUCCCCAAACCUGCACGACAAAGGGUUUAUUGGCUGAGAGGAGCAAAAAGUGUCCCAGUCCU
Pseudopipra pipra is the source of this 2462-nucleotide messenger RNA. Its product is annotated as C-type lectin domain family 2 member D-like. NCBI's taxonomy places the organism in Eukaryota, Metazoa, Chordata, Aves, Passeriformes, Pipridae. The record is from RefSeq and is a predicted model, not a curated record. The transcript is spliced from 4 exons. Bases 921 to 1451 code for a protein of 176 amino acids.